AUGCGAUCGCAAUUCAAUUCGCUUUUAUCGCGCGACACGACUGUCGCCGCAAACUUCCGGUCCAACGGCUAUGACGUCACUCUUUGGCGGCCAAUUGCAGCGAAGGCCCGAAAACCCGAUUCCCAGACUUCGCAAUGUCGUCAGACGUCGUCUUCGUGUCGUCUCUCAGAACUCGACUCUUGUGUCGCGCGCUUUGGGCUCCAAUUUGAGCUCAAAUUCCCGCAAAACGACCGCCAAUUCGACGCCUUUUGCCUCAACGCCAACCAAUCGCUGCAAUGUGUUGGCGUGGAUGACGUCAUCGGUGCGGUCGAGAGUCACGUGGUUUUGUUCUCCGGAUUUCCCGCGAAAUGA
Molecule: messenger RNA, 351 nt
Organism: Oppiella nova
Lineage: Eukaryota; Metazoa; Arthropoda; Arachnida; Sarcoptiformes; Oppiidae
Source: the annotation of a GenBank genome assembly